UUCACUUCGGCAUUUCACACGAAUUGCGAAUAGCAUAGCAACACCAACCCAUUCCCUAGCGGUUUGUGUACGCGUUUUAUUUGAUUUAAAAUUUAUUGGAGUGGAGAAGUUGCGGUCUGGAAAAAGUGUGUAAACUUGUUCUCUAACAUUAAUCUCUUAUUAUACUUUUUACAUUUACUAAAAUGAGUGAGGUUGCUUGCAAGAAAAAUGAUGUUGAAAAUUCAAAACGCCUAAAAACUAACCUGACAUUUUGGUCGCCGUUGAACGAUAGUUUUGGUUUACCAGAUAAAAAAUCAAAGUGUACAUGGACAAGAAACUGUAAUAAGGAGACAACGCCACAUAGUACUCACGAAUGGAAACGAACUUCAAAAAUAUUGCCAGAUAUUCUUGCCGCUAUCGGAAAUACUCCUUUAGUAAAACUAAACAAAAUACCAAAAGCGGCAGGAUUAAAGUGUAAUGUGUAUGCAAAAUGUGAGUAUUUUAAUCCUGGCGGUUCGGUAAAGGACCGCAUCGGCCUUCGGCUGGUGGAAGAUGCCGAACAGCAAGGCAUCUUAAAACCAGGUUGUACAAUUAUCGAACCGACAUCUGGAAACACCGGCAUAGGUGUUGCCCUUGCUGCUGCCGUAAAAGGGUAUAGAUGUCUCAUUGUAAUGUCGGAGAAGAUGUCAAACGAAAAAGUAUCAGUCUUGUUAGCACUUGGAGCCGAAAUUGUCAGAGUACCCGUUACCGCAGCUUCCGACGCUCCAGAUGGCAUGUUUGGAGUAACGCACAGGAUGAGAAAGGAGAUUCCAAAUUCCGUGAUUUUGGAUCAGUAUUCAAAUCCAUCUAAUCCUCUGGCUCAUUACGACACCACAGCUGAGGAAAUUUACGAUCAAUUAGAUAAGAAGGUCGAUAUGAUAGUACUUGGGGCAGGUACAGGCGGAACUGUUGCUGGUAUAGGCAGGAAAUUCAAGGAAAUUUCGCCGGACACGGUAAUCGUUGGCGUUGAUCCUGAAGGUUCCAUUUUAGCACAGCCAGAAAAAUUGAACGAGAGCGACGUAACAUUCUAUGAAGUGGAGGGUAUAGGUUACGACUUUAUACCGACUGUUUUGGAUCGAUCGGUGGUUGACGAGUGGGUAAAAACGAACGAUAAGGAGUCUCUUCCCAUGGCUAGAAGGUUGAUUAAAGAGGAAGGAUUGUUGGUCGGUACUAGCUCGGGCGCUGUAUUAGUCGCUACACUAGAAGCAGCGAAGGAUUUGAAAGAGGGUCAAAACGUGGUGGUCAUUAUGCCCGAUAGUAUCAGAAACUACAUUACGAAGUUUAUAUCGGACCAGUGGAUGGAGGCAAGAUCACUUAAGCCUUGCGUUAACACGCAGAAUCAUUGGUGGUGGGAUAUUAAAGUUUCGACUUUGGAAUUGGAAAAAUUGCAAUCGGUCACCACCGCGAUGACGUGCGAAAGGGUUUUGCAUCUAAUGAAGAAAAUGGGCGUUGAUCAAAUACCGGUUGUUGAUGCUAAUGGUGGCAUCGUUGGCGUGGUAACUUUGCAGAAUCUCAUGACGAAACUCCUAGCCGGGACGGUACAGUCGAACGAGAACACGGAUAAGGUGAUCGUCAGGAUCUACCCGAAGGUGUACAAAACAGCUAAUCUUGGUCUCGUAUCGAGAAUCUUGGAAAAGGAAUCAUAUAUUUUAUUGUUAGAAAAGCAAGGUACUGGCAGCUCGCAGAUUGAAAAACCAUUAGGGAUAAUAACACCAAUUGAUCUACUUCAGUAUAUUUCUAAGAAUCAAAAGGAUAAAUAGAUUAACUUGUGUAGUUUUAACAUACAACACAUUUUUUUUUUGUUUUUAUCCUCAGAGGGUACAGACAAAAAGAAAGCACCGUUGUACCAAAUUGAAUAAGUAUAAACAGUACAAUGCAUUUAAUGAACAAUUUUAAUUGUAUAAUAAAGACAAUUUUAACUUUU
Messenger RNA from Anoplophora glabripennis (Asian longhorned beetle), 1942 nucleotides. Its product is annotated as cystathionine beta-synthase. Gene Ontology annotation, cellular component: cytoplasm. Gene Ontology annotation, molecular function: cysteine synthase activity; cystathionine beta-synthase activity. The transcript is spliced from 10 exons. Lineage: Eukaryota; Metazoa; Arthropoda; Insecta; Coleoptera; Cerambycidae. Bases 183 to 1778 code for a protein of 531 amino acids. The record is from RefSeq and is a predicted model, not a curated record.